Molecule: messenger RNA, 1137 nt
Organism: Arxiozyma heterogenica
Lineage: Eukaryota; Fungi; Ascomycota; Saccharomycetes; Saccharomycetales; Saccharomycetaceae
Gene: OMA1
Product: metalloendopeptidase
Exons: 1
Coding region: 1-1137 (378 amino acids)
Biological process (GO): protein quality control for misfolded or incompletely synthesized proteins; mitochondrial protein processing
Cellular component (GO): mitochondrial inner membrane
Molecular function (GO): metalloendopeptidase activity
Source: RefSeq, a predicted model, not a curated record
AUGUUAUUUAGAAUUUUGACUCAAUUACCAAAAUCCAUUUUUAAUACUCGCUUGCCGAUAAUUCCAUUUACGAAACCAUUAAAUCUUAAGAAGUUUAACCCCCAAAACAGAACAUACCUCUACCAUACCAGAAGAAGAGAAAAUAAUAAGAACUAUCAAUCAUAUUUUUACAAUCAUGAUUCAUAUCAAUAUCAAAACCAAUACUCUUACAAAAGAUUUAACAGUAGUCCUCAACAAAAUAGUAAGACUUUGUGGCAAGUACUAAAUGAUCCCUCCAACAGAAAGUACCUCUAUAUGAUCCUUGGUGGCGGAGCUUUUUUCUAUGUAACUCAUUUAGAAGCAGCCCCUGUAUCGUCUAGAAGAAGAUUUAUUUGGAUUCCAAGAUCUAUUGAAUUAGCUAUAGGCAAAUCUUCAUAUAAAUCUAUCUUAAAUGAGACAAGACACAGUAUCCUUCCCUCUAACCAUCCAGUGUCUAAAAAAGUAGAAACAAUUUUUACCAAGAUCGUAGAGGCGGCAGCAAAAGACCCUUCAGUUAAUACAACUCUUAUAGAUGGAAUAGAUUGGAAGAUCCAUGUAGUCAAUGACCCCAGAGCGCCUCCCAAUGCAUUUGUUUUACCAGGUGGGAAAGUAUUUGUAUUCAGUAGUAUCUUAAGGAUUUGCGAAAAUGAUGAUGGGAUUGCCACGGUGCUAUCACAUGAAUUUGCACACCAACUGGCUAGACAUACAGCAGAAUCUUUAUCGAAGGCCCCCCUCUAUUUAAUGAUCGACUUAUUACUCUACUCUAUCACUGGUAUCCAAGGCGUAAAUGGGUUAUUAACCGAUGCAUUAUUAAAAAUGCCUGCUUCAAGACAAAUGGAAACAGAGGCCGAUUAUAUUGGACUGAUGAUAAUGGCCAGAGCAUGCUUCGAUCCCAAUGAGGCUGUAAGAGUAUGGGAGAGGAUGGCUGCAUUUGAAAGACAACUUAAAGGUCAAGGUUCCCCAUUGGAAUUUUUGUCAACUCAUCCUGCUAGUGAGAAGAGAAUCCAAAAUAUGUUGAGCUGGUCUAAUAAAGCUAAUGCUCUUUAUGAACAAUCAGAAUGUAACAGAUAUUUAGGCUAUUAUAAACCUUUUCAAGAUAUGUUUAUGAGCCCAUCCUGA